Molecule: messenger RNA, 1340 nt
Organism: Daphnia carinata
Lineage: Eukaryota; Metazoa; Arthropoda; Branchiopoda; Diplostraca; Daphniidae
Product: glucose-6-phosphatase 2-like
Exons: 6
Coding region: 154-1257 (367 amino acids)
Biological process (GO): glucose 6-phosphate metabolic process; gluconeogenesis
Cellular component (GO): membrane
Molecular function (GO): glucose-6-phosphatase activity
Source: RefSeq, a predicted model, not a curated record
CCAAGGCAACCAGUUGCCAAGGUUGUCCCGCCAGUGCACAAGAGUGUGUUAGGCCUUUAAAGCGCAUUAGUGUCCAUUCGUUGUCUGUUAGAAUCGCAAACAACAACGCUAUCUGUAGCGUUCUUUUCAGUUUUGUUGAGUGAACAAAACAAAAUGUCUGAAGAAGAGUUUAAUUUUUCUGAAACUGUUUACGGUCUGGGUGUAGAUCUUAUUAGCGCAUUGCAGUCCACGUUUCCGGAAGGCGAAACUUUUUUCAUCGACGUGUCGUUAGUUUUCGAUCCAAAGUACGUGUUCACUAUUUACUUUCCGUUGCUCUUCGCCUUUCAUUGGGUAGUCGGUGUUCAAGUAUUAGGAACAAUUAUCGUCGUCGAGUGGACCAAUCAAAUAUUGAAAUGGCUAAUGCAUGGAGAACGUCCUUAUUGGUGGGUUCACGAAAUGGAAGAAGCACAUAAAGCGGAUGCGCAUCCUCACAAAAUAGCGGAAAUUCAUCAGUAUAGCUCGACAUGUGAAACUGGUCCAGGUAUGCCAUCGGGACACUCGAUGGCCAUGUCUGCCGCCUGGUACGUAAUCAUCCACGCUGUUGUGGAGCACGUUGUAGACCCUUCCAACAUGAGUGCCAAAUUGAAAAUGGAAAGUAAACAGCUCCUGUGGGGUAUUUACAUCAUCAUUCAAGGAUUGGUGAUUUUCUCGAGAUUAUACAUCGCAGCUCAUUUUCCCCAUCAAUGCCUCCUGGGUUUAGUCCUUGGCAUUUGUAUGGCAAAGCUAGCAUUUGGCUCUACAGAAUGGAUGAAUUUCGGUCGUUUGCGGUGGUUUUUAGUGUCGUCCAUCAUCAUGGCCAGUGCCCUGGGGACGUAUUCAUUCCUCUUGUUGACUGGAAGAGAUCCUGCCUGGUCAAUCAGUGAGGCUUUGAAAUGGUGUGAUAAAGCGGAAAACAUUCAUAUCGAUACAAUGCCAUUUUAUAGUUUGAUGAGAUAUAGCGGAGCUGCAUUCGGCCUUGGUCUCGGUUUGACUUCCCGAUUCUUUAAGGCAACGGAGCAAAGAAUGAACUUCACGAAGCUUCAAACGUUUGCAAACGUUGUGGUGGGCCUUGCGUUGGGUUACGCAGCCGAAAUGGCUCAUGUGGCCAUACCUAAAACGAAUGAAACAUUAUUUUACUGCCUUGAAUUCCUUUUGAACAUAGCCUUCCCUUACGCCGUCAUUGCUCUGGCACCGUACACGGUAAUGGCGUUCAGUGGCCGUAAAGAGAAAUCCGCUUAAAGCACCUUUAACAGAUUGUGCGUAAAGAAAAAUUUGUCUCUCCCAGUAAUUUAGUACAAAUGAUCAUGUGGUUUAGGAACUAA